This is a messenger RNA of Bursaphelenchus okinawaensis, 2077 nucleotides long. Lineage: Eukaryota; Metazoa; Nematoda; Chromadorea; Rhabditida; Aphelenchoididae. The record is from the annotation of a GenBank genome assembly.
AUGCCUCCACAGCACGCUGAAGUACCUGACAACCCUGUCAUGAACAAAGAGAAUGCCCUAAAUGACAUUAUGGCUGAUGGUAAGAGGGUUUACGCUUUAUCUUUAGCUUUUGUGCUGAAAAAAUGGUUUUUAAAAUAAACUUUUGUUUUUUAAAGUUAAUUUUGUAAAUCUUUUUUAAUUUAAAAUUUUUUUUAAUUUUAAAAUUUAUUCUACCCUCCAGACACCCUGGUCGAUUACAAUCUAGAGCUAGAAGACAUGCAUAUUCAUCACAUGAAUGGAUCCCAAAUGUCUUUCUUCGAAGAUGAAGACAUUGUACUAAAUGGUGAACAAAAUACGAUCAAGUUUCGGAUGAAUAUGAACUCACAGUGGAAGUCAGCUGACUACCAGGCUGAUGUUCAUGCUGGCAACAAGAUCGCCUACUACAACUUGACAGAUGAAAUUGGGUUUGGCAAGUUCAGUCGGGUCAAGAUCGGCAUUCAUACGAUUACUAAUGGUAAGAGUGGGGUUGGGUGGGGUAAUUUUAUAUUGUAUUGAGGGGUGGGAUAAAAAUUUUAAAUUUUAAGGCGGGGGGGGGGUAUUUUGUAAUUUUUUUUUAAUUCAGGGAAGCGAAGCUUCUUUAUAAUUUUAUUGAUAACUUCCCACAUUUUUACCAUAACUUCAAAAAUUUCAGAUACUGUAGCAGUAAAAAUAGUAGAGAAGAUCCGAAUCGACCAACGCCGACACCACGUACUGAAACGAGAGCUUCGUAUGCUAGAUUCCUGUCACCAUCCAAAUAUUUGUCGCUUAUUAGAGGUGGGUUUCCGGAGAUUAAGUACAACUUUUUCAUUUGCAUAUUAAUCCACAAUUGGCUAAUAUUAUUUUGAAAAACAAGUUUUCUCCCGAAUAUAGUAGUUUAAUUACCAGAUUAACACUUUUUCUGAGACUAUAGAGAAGUGAAAAAUUAUUCUCGAAUAUUCGGAUCAAAAAUCUGUCUUUAAAUUUGUCAUAAAUUAUAUCAUAUUAGUUUGUUUCAAAAAGAAUGGCCAACUUUAACCUUGAUUUGUUUGCCAAAAUCGGCCAUUCUUUUUGGAACAACCUAAUAUUAGCUAUAUAUUAGCAUAAAGGCAAAAAUAUAAUCUUUUGAAAAAAAAGUUAAAAAAGCUUGUUUUAGUAUAUUGAUACCUACAACCAACUAUACAUUGUGAUGGAACUGGCGACAGGAGAAAGUCUACAAAAAUAUGUUAGUCACAAUGGACCUCUGAAAGAGCUGCUGAUACGCAAAAUAUUCAUUCAAGCAGUAUCGGCUGUCCAUCAUAUGGUAGGUUAUAUUACUUUAACUAGAGUCACGUCUCUUUAGGAGUUUAAAAAACAGCAACAGAACGGUCGCAAUUCUUUUAAAAACACCCCUCCAUUCCUAUCAAAAACCUUUACCCCACCAUUGUAAAUAGUUUGAACUCCCGCCUCAUCCUGAGGUCUAAAGUAUCACCCUUUCUAAAAUAUUAUGAUAUUCCUUAAAUGGCAGUAAUAAAAACGUGUUUCAGCACACCAGAAACAUCGCUCACCGUGACAUAAAGGCAGACAACAUUGUAUUCAACACAAAAACCGAAGAGAUAAAGCUAGUCGACUUUGGUUUUGCCUGUUUCUCUGAUGACAAAACCUUCUCCACUACCUUUUGUGGCUCUCCACCGUACGCGGCUCCGGAGCUCUUCUCCAGUAAGAAGUAUCGUGCAAAAGCGGUCGAUAUCUGGGCGUUGGGAUGCUUCUUCUACUUUAUGUAUCUUGCUACAAUGCCAUUUGCUGGGAGAACGUUGUACGAGCUGAAAGCUUCAAUACGAAGUGGGAAUUACAAUGUGCCAAAGAACGCUUCUGUAUUCGUACGACGGCUUCUGAAGGGGACGCUGACUCUAAAUCCGAUUGAGAGGUAUACGAUCGAAAGGUUGAUGGUAAGUAAACUAUCAUUUUCAAAUAGAUCACUUCAUACUAUAAAAUUAAAGCCUACUACAGUAGCUAACGUAAAAGAAAAUAUAAUUUUGUUCAUAUAAUUAUGUGCCCUCUAACACAUAAAAUUUAUAUUUAGAGGGGGCACAAAAUUACUUGA